Molecule: messenger RNA, 1583 nt
Organism: Neopelma chrysocephalum (saffron-crested tyrant-manakin)
Lineage: Eukaryota; Metazoa; Chordata; Aves; Passeriformes; Pipridae
Gene: CIART
Product: circadian associated repressor of transcription
Exons: 5
Coding region: 642-1310 (222 amino acids)
Biological process (GO): negative regulation of DNA-templated transcription; circadian regulation of gene expression
Cellular component (GO): nucleus
Molecular function (GO): RNA polymerase II cis-regulatory region sequence-specific DNA binding
Source: RefSeq, a predicted model, not a curated record
GAGGCACGUGCGGGCGCGCACGUGUCCGCGUGGGGCCGCCGCGGGCGGGGCGGACCGGGAACGGAACGGGACGGGACGGGGACACAGAGAUCGGGACAGGAACACCGGCACCGGCACCGGGACAGUGUGACCGGCACGAGAACGGGAACACAGAGACCGGGACACAGGGACAGAGACACCGGGAACGGAACGGGGACACAGAGACCGGGACACCGGCACCGGGACAGGGACACCAGGGUAGUGACACCGGCACCGGGACAGCGACACCGGGAGAGCGACACUGGGACAGGGACACCGGUACCGGGACACCGGCACUGGGACAGGAAUACCGGCACGGGAACGGGGACACCGGCACCAGCACGGGGCCAGGGACAGCGACACCGGUACCGAGACAGUGACACUGGCACCGUGAGCGGGGACGGCGACACAGGGACAGUGACACCGGCACCGGGACACUGAUACCGGACAGGAACGGGGACGGUGAUACCGGGACACGGGGACAGCAACACCGGCACGGGGACACCGGCACGGGGACACCGGCACCGCCGCAGCCGGGAGCAGGCGGGCUCGGCUGGGCGGCCCCGACAGAGCUGAGCCCGGGGAGAGGCUCCCUUGGGGGGGCCCCCCCUGUGCCCCCCACCAUGGAGACCCCCGCCCGCGCCUGCUUCUGUGGCUCCCCCUCCUCCGACAGCGAGGCCGAGGGGUCCCCCCGGGGCUCCCGCGGACCCGAGCGCAGCCGCAAGAGGCCGGGGGGGCCCGACCGAACCCCCCCCGAGUCGCCGCCGUCGCCCCACCAGGGGGGAAAGCGGCCACGGAAGGGAGAGGGGGGAGACGACCCCCCCAGCGACGGCGAUCGCCUGUUUGCCCAAAAAUGCCGGGAGCUCCGGGGCUUCAUCCGCCCGCUGGCGGAGCUGCUGGAGGGGCUGCGGCGGGGCCGCUACGACAGAGGGCUGAGCAGUUUCCAGCAGAGCGUGGCCAUGGACCGGCUCCAGCGGAUCAUCGGGGUGCUGCAGAACCCAGAGAUGGGGGCGCGGUACCUGGGCACGCUGCUGCAGGUGGAGGUGAUGCUGCGCCUCUGGUUCCCCCACGUGGCCUCCAAACCCUCGCCGGACGCCGCCGCCCCCCCCUCCGCGACCCCUCCUCGCCGCCGCCCCCCCGCCGGCCCCCCCGGUGCCCCCCGCUGCCGCCGCCCGCCCGGAGAGCCCCCCGUCGCCAGCCCCGAGGGGGCAGCGGGGCCGUCACAGCCCGCGGGGACUCCCCGCUGCCAGCCCGGGAGCCCCCAGGACCCUCCCCCGGCGCCGGACGAGUGACGCCCCCCCCGGCUCGGGGGGGGUCUCGGCUGCAUUUCUGGGCUUUGCCUUCUUUUGGAUUGUUUUGUACCGGUGGUCAGGGAGACCCCGCGGGCGGGGGCCACUGACCGGGGGCGGCGGGGGGGGCCGCGACCACCUCUCUCCCCCCCCCGAGCCCCAAUCCCGGGGUGGGGCCAGGACCCCCCUGGCUUGUGCCUUCCCCCAUGGUGUGGGGGGGCCUGGGGGCGUGUGGGACCCCCCCCGAGGGGUGUGUGGGGGGGUCUGGGGACAGUG